AGGAUCUGGGCAACCCGUCCAGAACCGGGCUGCUGCCGCGGGUGACAGAGGGAGGGCGCCGUGCCCUCAACGGGGAAGGGCCCCACGGCAGGCCGGCGUCGGGGCCGCUCAGCUCUGCACGAGGAGGAGGACGGUGGCAGCGGCGGCUCCGCUGCCGCUGUCUCCCGCUGCUGGGCGUCGGCCUCUUCCGCCUCCCGCCGCCGCGCCGCGGCCCUCGGCUCAGCCCCGCCCCGAGCGGCGGCGGCGUCCUGACCCUGGUCACGCCCGGAGCGCGGCGAGUGGCGGCCCCCGCAGCGGGGCGGCGGCCGCGGUAUGGCCGUGCCUUGGGCUCUGCCUGCGCCCCUCGGCCCGGCGCAGCUGAAGCGCCUGGAGCAGCACCGCUACAGCGCGGCCGGGUGCUCGCUGCUGGAGCCGUGGCUGCAGCCCUACUGGUGCUGGCUCGUGGAGCAGGUCCCGCUGGGGCUGGCCCCCAACGCCAUCACCCUGGGCGGCCUCCUGCUGAACUGCCUGACGGCGCUGCCGCUCAUCGCCUGCUGCCCCAGCGCCACCGAGCAGGCACCUUUUUGGGCAUACUUCCUGAGUGCAUUAGGACUUUUUAUCUACCAGUCUUUGGAUGCCAUUGAUGGGAAGCAAGCCAGAAGAACAAACAGUAGUUCUCCCCUGGGAGAACUCUUUGAUCAUGGUUGUGACUCUAUUUCCACAGUGUUUGUUGUCCUUGGAUCCUGCAUAGCAAUCCGACUAGGAACAAAUCCCGACUGGUUGUUUUUCUGUUGUUUUGUGGGACUGUUCAUGUUCUAUUCUGCUCACUGGCAGACAUACGUGUCAGGAAUACUAAGAUUUGGAAAAGUAGAUGUAACUGAAGUUCAGAUAGCCAUAACAAUGCUGCUCCUGAUAUCUGCGUGCGGUGGCACAGCGGUGUGGGACUAUAAGGUCGCUUUGGUGGGUUUAGAACUGAAGUUCUUUGCAGUUUUUGGCAUCCUGUGUGGAACAGCACUGUCUUUUUUCAAUUACUUCCGUGUCAUCUUUGGUGGAGGGGUUGGAAAGAAUGGAUCUACAAUAGCAGGAACAAGUGUUCUUUCACCAGGCCUGCACAUUGGACUACUUAUCACACUGGCCAUUGUGAUCUAUAAAAAGUCUACAACUCAGCUGUUUGAAAAACACUCUUGUCUCUACGUCUUGAUGUUUGGAUUUGUGAAUGCUAAAAUCUCUCAGAAGUUGGUGGUGGCUCACAUGACAAAAAGCGAAAUCUCCCUUCAGGACACUGCAUUUAUUGGGCCAGGACUUCUGUUUUUGGACCAGUACUUCAACAGUUUCAUUGAUGAAUAUAUUGUUCUGUGGAUAGCAUUGUUCAUAUCCUUGUUUGAUAUGCUGAGAUAUGCCACUGGUGUAUGCCUUCAGAUUGCUGCUCAUCUUCAUAUACAUGUCUUCAGAAUUUCAUCUCAUCAAGCGCCUGAACAGGUACAGGUUGUUUCUCCAUUGAGCCAUCAGAAUAACAUGGACUGAAGAGACUUGCGAACAGUUGCCAUCUCCUGCUGUUGCUGUGACAAGGAAAGGGGAUAAUACUGAACAAAUGCCAUAUCAAUAUGAUUCCUUUGAGCUAAUUAAAUGAAUGUCAAAUGACUUUAUAGAAUGUCUUAUUUUUGCAUUUAAAUAACUUCUUCGUAGAUCUGAUACUUACAGUGUCCAUCAUAAUCUUCUUCUGCAACAUAGCCAUUUCUUUGCGAAGUUCAUUUUGCGCACCAGCUAGAAGAUUUUGAUUGCUCUUCUCCAGUUCUUCCAUGCUCUGAAGUUAAGGAUAAUCUUAAAUCAGAAUUGUCCAGUGUCAAAGGGUCCAUUUAAGAGAAGCCAUCAUCCAGACUACAGUUUAGUUUUUACAGCAGCAGUGUUCACUGAUAAAUUAUUAGUUUUGUCACAAACUUGACAGACACAUCACAGAAGACUUUGUACCUUGGUCUACAUUCCUGUGUAAACUACAGACCCUGUGAAAGAAAUGGUCCCUUGCACUCAGCAUCUGUGAGGUCUCAGCUAGUUAUCCUGCAUUUCAAUAAAGAGUUCUACAAGAAAAGACUAAAAAGACACCUGUCAGGAAUUAUAAGGAUUUAAUGUUACAAUAACCUAGGAGACUUGGAAGUAGGAACUCUAAAACCCCUUUAAUUUCCUUGUCUUUGCACACUAAGCCAAGUAAAGUGUGCUGGUUAGUUUUCCAUUUGUGGGUACAACCAUGCCUAAUUUUAUGUACAUGUGUAGUUGCAUUUUUCCUCAACUUUGUACUUAUUUAAGCUUCUUGAGGCUUCAUUUCUACCUUUUGAUCUCCUCAGAAGAGAGAAUCAAAAUCACACUUGACCUUCUGUUCAGUUUUUCGUCGUUGAUGAAGAAAGUUCUGACAUUUUGCAACAGCUGCUAUUUAUUAAUGCUUCCAUAAUAACCUCUGUAAAUUUUUACUAUUUUAAACUAAGAGGUGCUCUACUUCAGAUUGAUUUUUCAAAGCUACCAGACUUCAAAAAACACCAAAUGUAACUAACUGAAAUUUUAAAAAGGGACCUGUGAAGAAAUGACUUGAUCAGAAAUUAAGAUUUGUCAGAAGCUGAGAUGUUAUCUCAUGUUAUCGACCACCAUGUACCAGUAUAUACUGGUGGCCACACAGCUGCAAAAGACCUGGUGGACGCCAAGUCAAACAUGAGGAAACAGUGUCCUAAUGGUAUCUUUGGCUGCGUGAGACAAAUCUGGUGCAGGCUGCCCAGAGAGGCUGUGCUGUCUCAAAUCCUUGGAGAUAUUUAUAAUCUGUAUUGACAUAAGUCUUGGGCAACUGAUGCUAGGUAGCCCUGCUGUACCACCUGCUGGCUGGACCAGAUUCCCUUACAACCUCCCUCCUUCACUCAUUGGAUGGUACCGUGCGUCUGCAUUCAGUACAAAACCAGUCAUUUAAGGUACUUUCAUUUUUGUCACAGUUUAGAUUUCUAAUAUCUUACAAAAUAAGGGGGAAGGAAAGGGGGAACAAAGCGUUUUGUUCUUUGCAUCAAAUGACAGGAAAUUUUGAGUAGUUGCAAUAGUUUUUGUUUGCUGUCUAGUAUGUUAACUACUUUGCAUAAAGAAAAAAAAACCAAAACACACCACAGCUGCCCAGUAUGAAUCAUGUGUUUACCACACAUUAGCUCGGUAAGUAAGGACUGUCCAAAAACAUGGUGCUUGUAGGGACUCCCAGCAGAUAUAAAAAUUACACAUAAAGCAACAGGGAACU
This is a messenger RNA of Colius striatus (speckled mousebird), 3238 nucleotides long. RefSeq names its product choline phosphotransferase 1 (gene CHPT1). Bases 313 to 1503 code for a protein of 396 amino acids. Gene Ontology annotation, biological process: phosphatidylethanolamine biosynthetic process. The transcript is spliced from 9 exons. Gene Ontology annotation, cellular component: endoplasmic reticulum membrane; Golgi apparatus. Gene Ontology annotation, molecular function: ethanolaminephosphotransferase activity; diacylglycerol cholinephosphotransferase activity. Lineage: Eukaryota; Metazoa; Chordata; Aves; Coliiformes; Coliidae. The record is from RefSeq and is a predicted model, not a curated record.